CUCCUGUCUUGAAAGGGAGGUGAAGAAUAGUUUACUUUCCAGAGUUCAAGGUUUGGUGACGGCGUCCGUCUGGAGUAAAGAGUUUUGCCGAGGCUUCGAGCCCCUUUUCACUGAGCCAUCAUGCUGAACAUGUGGAAGGUUAGGGAGCUGGUUGACAAAGCAACCAACGUGGUGAUGAACUACUCUGAGGUAGAAUCUAAGGUCAGAGAGGCCACCAAUGACGACCCAUGGGGACCAUCAGGACAGCAGAUGAGUGAAAUUGCAAGAGCCACCUUCAUGUAUGAGCAGUUUCCAGAGGUGAUGAACAUGCUGUGGGCUCGCAUGCUGAGGGACAACAAGAAGAACUGGAGGAGAGUCUACAAGUCCCUGCUCCUGCUGGCUCAUCUAAUCAGGAAUGGAUCGGAGAGGGUUGUAACCAGUGCCAGAGAACAUCUGUAUGACCUUAGAUCGUUAGAAACCUACCACUUUGUAGAUGAGCAUGGGAAGGACCAAGGUGUGAAUGUGCGUCAAAAGGUGAAAGAGUUGGUGGAGUUUGUCCAGGAUGAUGACAGGCUUAGGGAAGAACGGAAAAAGGCAAAGAAAAACAAGGACAAAUACAUUGGUGUGUCAUCUGACAGCAUGGGAUACCGUGGUUACUCGGGGGACAGGUAUGACUCCAGUGACAGCCGAGGAAAGUGGGACGACGACUGGGACAAGAAUAAAGGUCCAUUCCCCUUCAGUGAAAAACUGGGGGAGAUCAGCGACAAAAUCGGCAGCACCAUUGAUGACACCAUAAACAUAUUUAGGAAGAAGGAGAGAGACGACUCGCCAGAUCGAUUCAGUGACAAUGAGGAGGACAGAGGUCGAUCGUCUCACAAUGGCCAGCAGAGAAAAGAAUUCAAAGAUGAAGAAGAGACUGUUACCACCAAGAGUGUACAGAUUGUCCAAGCAACAGAGACAACGGCAAAGCGGAGCAAGAGAGGAGUACCGUCAAAGAAAGUAGACCUGGGUGCUGCAGCCCACUACACAGGAGACCAGAGCCCGGAUACCACCCCCAGACAGCCCCAGCCAGCAGCUGCCUCCCAGCCCUCCAGUACUGCCCUAGCUGACCUGCUAAUGGUGGACACAACACCCAGUCAGCCUGCUGCCUCAGACCUGAUUGGUGGAUUUGCUGACUUCUCUUCAACUGCCGCCUCUGCUGGGCUGUCCUCUGCAUCAGCACCAGCUUCUAACACCAACGGAGACUUUGGAGAAUGGAACGCCUUUCCCGGAGGUCAGAUGCCAGCGUCUGUUCAGACCGUCAACAUCGGCGGAAAUGACCUUUUUGGAGCCAUGACAGCAGGUUUGGCUGCUGCUCCCGCCCCAGCUCCAGCCUCUGGCCCUGCCUCAGCUGACCUGUUUGACUUGAUGGUACCAGCUCAGUCCCUGACCUCCUCUCAGAGCCUCAACUUUAGCAUGAGCAGCACUCAGAGCAUGAGCUCCACAGUCCUGCCUCAGUCUAGGUCACAGCCCCUUCAGAAUAUGGGUGGUCCUUUACAACCACAGCCUAUGCAGCCCCUCCAGCCUGUGCAGCAGGGAGGAGCUACGCAAGGUGCAGGAGCCAAAGCAUCCCUCCCAUCCACCUGGUCAGAUCAUUCAGUCAACAUCAGCCUGGACUUCCUGGGCCCUGGCAUGCAGCCCCCUAAGCCAAGCCAGCCCAGUCUCAACACCCUCCAACAAGGUAACCAGGCACCUGCCAACAUGCUCUCCCAGGGAUUUUCCAGUAUGAGUCUUGGACCUACAACAGUCAGACCACCUGUUAAUCCUAUGAUGCACCCUGGUGCUGGAAUGGGAAUGGGAAUGGGAAUGGGCAUGGGCAUGGCACCCAACCAGGGUAUGAUGGGGAUGGGCAUGGGCAUGAACAUGGGGAUGCAACAGGGAGCUAUGACCAUGGGGAUGCCUGGUGCCAUGGGAAUGGGGAUGAACCCUGCCAUGGUCCAACAGCCCAAACACGAUGCCUUUGCUGACUUUGGCAACUUUGGAAAGUGAUGGAACUGGAGAGCAAAGAUUAUCAGGAGGAGUGGUGGCAGUCUCUCUCUCCGUCCACUGGCGAAGGAUUGUGUUAUGAGCUGCAAACAAAGAGUACUUGAAUAAUAUCAACUAUCAUAAUACCAACAUCAUGCAAUCUCCCUAUCUUUUUCUUUUUUUUUUUUUAAAAGUAAUGUAACGAUAUGGAUCUAAAUGAAUGUGUGUGUGUUGUUCGAACCAAUGAUCUGUCUGGUCUGGGAUGGCAGUCAGACACACAGAUAAGUGUGCCUUGUUGGUUAGUUAUGAGUCAGUGAAAAGAAGGAAGAGAGUGCCACUGAGAGAAUGUUAGGGGGAUUUGCUUUAUAACCUCAAUCAAGUGAAAUCGCUAGAAUAGCAAAAAAAAAAAACAUGUAUCGGUAGCUGCAUAAUUCUUUUUUUCUUGUUUUUGAGACGCAUUCACAUUAACUAUACUGAAUGAUGAGUUUGGAUAACAUGAUCAGCCAUUUUACCUUUCUGCAUACAUCGAAGAAUGUCAAGUUACCUCUUUCCUGUCCUCGCUCUUCCUUUGACCUGUAAAUAGAAAUCUCGAGCUCACACAAUAAGUUAUGAAGUUCAAAUAUGAGAGGCUGUGACAAUGUGAAGAGUUGUGUCAUACAGACCAAAUCUGAUAUGAAUUAAGACCUGUAACAAAGCACAUUAACACCUUCUCUUUGUACAUAAGUGUCCACACUCCAAAUGUAACUAGACUUGUACAGUUGGAGUAAUUAAUAAUUGUUUGCAGUGGAAGCUAUUGAUUAAUCUGAGGAUAUUUUUCCUCCAGCAGACCAUCAUUUGUGGCCUUUACUAUUGAUAUCUAUCUGCAUAUUUUACUUAAGAAUAUUGUAAUCACUUUGCAUCCAAAUGAGAUAAUCAGUAGGUAGAAAAAACCUCACACAGGGGUUGUGGGUUCUUCGUUACAGUGCCUGAAAGACCUUUGCCUUUUUCUCUUCAGUUAAGCUCUGUGAAAGAGACAGUAAGACUGUGCAGAGUUGAAGAUAGCUGCCAGAAUGGAGCUUCUGUACUUUGUACAAACAUGAAGUGUGUUUGUACUUGUGCCUCAAGCCAAGUGUGCUGUCUUUACAAAUGCUGUUGUUUCACCCAUUCACUUCUGUUUAUCCAGUGCCCCAUAUUUCCCACUGUAUUCAGGCCAGUGAUAACCUCAGAGCUACAAAAACACCCCGAUGAAAGACCUAUUACUGUUAAUUCAGCACCUCAAGUGUUGAUCGAGACUGUUAUUAAGAUUGUCUAAUGCGUCUGUCUGUUAAAUGUGCACCUUUUUAAAUGCUGCCUUUCAUUUUCACCUUUCAUCUUCAUUAACGUUGCACAUUAAAAUGACAAAUCUUGCAAACAUUGUCACUGACAUAACAGUCGUCAGUCUAAGUCUGCGUGUUUUGCAAUUUAUCAGGUACAAAACAUUGAGAGAGGAAGCACUUUUACCGGCUGGGAUGCAGUUUGUACACGCCCAGUAUGUUCUGUUGGUUAGAUGAAGAUGUGUUGUGGGGCAUCACAGCAUGAACAGCCCCAUUCCGCUGUACACCAGCUUUGUUGCGUGUUAGAUGUACACAACAUUUCUUCUUCAGUGGUCCAAGUGCCUGCCGAUGGUGGCCUCCUGACCCUUGUAUGAGUGAUUGAUAAUCAAAAUUGGACCUUGGGUGCCUGACAUUUUUGGUAUGUCAAAGAUGAGAUAAAUAAUUCACUGACCAGAGGAGAAGGCAGUGGGUUCUGAAGCCCCGGGAGGACUGAAGUUGUGCUUUCCUACUCUCCCAAAGGGCUGGAGAGGCUGAGCACACUAACACAUAGUAGCCCUGCAUCGGUGUCUGAGGCAUUAAAAUGACCAAAAUCUGUUUGCUGUUUUUUCUAUUAUCAGUAGAGAUUAUUUUAUGCAUUUUGUUUUCUACUUUGAUUCAUUUUGGUCCUCUCUAAAAUGGGAUUGUUACUGAAACACUAGUAUAUGCAAAUGUAAGAAAAAUCCUUUGAGAAAAUUAAAUUUUGCAUUAUUCCCAUUUUGAUUUGAUUUACACGUCAAGAUUCUUUAUCUACAACAUUAAACAGUUGAUUGAAAUUUG
Amphiprion ocellaris (clown anemonefish) is the source of this 4091-nucleotide messenger RNA. It is a transcript of the gene clint1a, whose product is annotated as clathrin interactor 1a. NCBI's taxonomy places the organism in Eukaryota, Metazoa, Chordata, Actinopteri, Pomacentridae. The transcript is spliced from 12 exons. Gene Ontology annotation, molecular function: phospholipid binding; clathrin binding. Bases 121 to 2007 code for a protein of 628 amino acids. The record is from RefSeq and is a predicted model, not a curated record. Gene Ontology annotation, biological process: endocytosis. Gene Ontology annotation, cellular component: clathrin vesicle coat; endosome; plasma membrane.